Funneliformis mosseae is the source of this 994-nucleotide messenger RNA. The record is from the annotation of a GenBank genome assembly. NCBI's taxonomy places the organism in Eukaryota, Fungi, Glomeromycota, Glomeromycetes, Glomerales, Glomeraceae.
GAACUAUCAUCUUGCAAAAGUCAAAGUUGGACGCGUGAACCUCUUUAUUCAUGUUUAUUUGUAAACAAACUUUGGUGUGAAACUGCUGUACCUAUCAUUUGGAGUAAUUCAUGGAAAUUCAUUAAAGAUUAUGGGAGGCUAUUUGACCUUAUUAUUUCAUUUCUAUCAAGAGAAACACGGAUUUUUUUCAAUAAUCAAGGAAUCGAUUUAUUUCCAACGCAGCAUGAACACCAUUUAUUCGAUUACUUAAGUUACUGCAGAUAUAUGAACUUUUAUUGCAUUGAAAAAUCCAUCAGAGUUGGACUUGAUUCUUCCAGAUUCAAGAAAAUAGAAGAAAGUCGACUUCGUUGUAUAGAACUAGAAAUUUAUAUAAUGAUUGUUAGUAAAUGUUCCGCUGUUAAAUCUUUAGAUGUGAUGAAUUUAGGACCACAAGUAAAACAUCAUAUCAUCGGAGCAACAACUUUUCUUGGAGGACUUAGGUCUCUAUAUUGUAAUUUAAUUAAUGAUCCGACAUUUUUUGAUUUAUUGGCAAAUAACUGCAGGACAUUAGAAAUGAUACACAUCGUGUGUCCUUCGUAUUGCAAGCUUCGUAAUUUGGGUUUAGCUAGAUUAAUCGAGGAUCAAAAUGGCUUAAAAUGGUUCGUGUUUGUCCAACAUCAAGCUGAAGCUUUUCGACAAGAAAUUGGAGAUGCUUUGAUUAAACAAGCCAAUUCCCUAAUUCAUUUUGAAUUAUCAUAUCUCAGGAAAAUUUCCUUACCUUCAAAUAUCCUUUCCUCCUUUAAUAAUUUACAAAUUUUAAAAAUAUUUGGUAGUAGUAACGUUAAAAUGAAUCAUCAGCUUGAAAGUCAUUUAAAAUUAUCAUCAUUUUCUAAACUUAGAAUUCUUAUGUUGGAUACAAUUUCUUACGAAGUUGCGAUAAAUUUAAUUAAAAGACCGAAGGAAAUCUCUCGAAGAUCUUACUUUAUAAUACUUUUAAUGAUGAACUUGCUGGAGA